This is a messenger RNA of Heterocephalus glaber (naked mole-rat), 887 nucleotides long. RefSeq names its product regulatory subunit of type II PKA R-subunit domain containing 1 (gene Riiad1). The record is from RefSeq and is a predicted model, not a curated record. NCBI's taxonomy places the organism in Eukaryota, Metazoa, Chordata, Mammalia, Rodentia, Bathyergidae.
GCCUUGACGACCGCGGCAAGAUGGCGACGCCACAGGAUCCGCCUCCGGGACGCGACCCCGGGCUCCUGAGCCCCGCGCAGCUGGAGAGGCUGCGGAACUUCAAGAUCCAGACGCGCAUUGCUAAUGAAAAGUACCUAAGGACCCGCAAGGAAGUGAAGUUGCUCCUCAGCGGCUUCUUCAGAGAGAUGUUCCUGAAAAGGCCGGACAACGUGCUAGAAUUUGCUGCAGACUAUUUCACGGAUCCAAGACUUCCCAACAAGAUUCACAUGCAGCUAAUUAAAGACAAGAAAGUGACUUAAUUAUCAAAAUCACCAUGCUCAGCUGUUGGGAGAGAUCAGAAGGAACCCAGCCUCUGAUCUUCCCCUGGCCAGCGGCCCCAGUCACCACGCGCUGAGGAGGAGAAAACGCCACUGACAGCGCGUCUCUGGGACCGCCUGGGUCUCUGGGAUUUCCUUCCUCUUUGAUGGGGCCAGAGGAGGAGCAGCAGGACCGGGAAGGGGCAGCGCUUGUGAUGCUGGGCGUUCUUCAGGGAAGCGACCCUCUUCUGGGACCCGCUCCACCCAUCUGAAUUCACUGUAUCCUCAGCCAGAGCCACACAGCCCUGGGGAGGAAGGCCGGAAAUGGAAAUGGAGGAUUUAGGCAGCAACCUAGCCUCAAGGCUGCUUGUCACUGUCUCGGGCUUUUGUCAGGGAUCCAACUACGGUAGCCUCCUCCAGACUUACUUGAUUUUAUUUUGCAGUACUGGGGAUUGAACCAAAGGCUUUACUAUGCAUGCUAGGCCAGUACUCUACCAUUGAAUCACAUUGUUUGCCCUUUACCGGGGAUUGAACUCGGGACCUUGCGCUUGCGAGGCAGGCGGCGGAACCACUGAGCUAUAUCCCUGGCCC